Molecule: messenger RNA, 721 nt
Organism: Engraulis encrasicolus (European anchovy)
Lineage: Eukaryota; Metazoa; Chordata; Actinopteri; Clupeiformes; Engraulidae
Exons: 6
Coding region: 27-416 (129 amino acids)
Source: RefSeq, a predicted model, not a curated record
UCUCGCUGGCUGCACUGUGUGGCAUUAUGUGUCCAGCCUGGUCUAUCUCCCUCACUGCAAUACUUCUUGGUUGUGUUUUUGGAUUUCCCAACAGCUUCAACAGUACACAAAAUUACACAAGAACUGACAAUGAGUUGAACAGCAAUGCAACCAAUUCAACAUGGCCCGAAGACUUUCCAGCAUAUUUGAACAUCUCAAGUUUUUUAGACAUUUUUCCACAGGCUGAGAUAGAAGAUUCAUAUUAUGCACUACCUCCUCGAUUUGACCAUGUUCAGACUGGUGGUGGUGGUGGUGGUGGUGGUGGAUGCCGUCUACCAACCUGUGCACUACAAAACCUUGGGAAUACUCUGAAUUCUGAAGGGGAUGAAAUGGCUGGCAGCUCGACCUCCGACCCCUAUGGAGUGGGAAAGAAGUGAAAACUUGCCAUUUAAGUAGUGCCUACAUGUAAUAAUAAUGGGAAUUCCAGAUUUUUAUCUGAUGUCUUAUGUGGUGCACUUGUGCAUACAGGGUUGUAAAAUACUAUUCAACUUCAGAAACCUAUCAAGGAUGGACGGUUUUAGAUUACUUUUUUAAUUACUUUGACCAUGUUUACCUUUCAACUUUCAAGUGGAGCAAUAGUUUCCUGUCUAUUUGUAUUAAUCUGUAUUACACUAAAGUUAAUAGCAUGCAUUGGUUUUUACAAAAUACAGUAAUUUUGAAUAAAUGAAUUUAAUGUAACUUG